Messenger RNA from Cyclocybe aegerita, 2172 nucleotides. The record is from the annotation of a GenBank genome assembly. Lineage: Eukaryota; Fungi; Basidiomycota; Agaricomycetes; Agaricales; Hemipholiotaceae.
AUGGUUGGCCGUCCCAAGUCGCUAGCCCAGCGGCAACAGGAGGCAAAGCGUGCUCAUGAAGCGUUGAUGUCACAUGCAGUCGAGGCCUACCGUGCUGAGCUCGAGAAGCCAGACCAUCAUGCCCGUCGAGGGCUGCGCACUAUCUGCAAAGAUUUCGAACAGCUUUACUUCGAGGAGACCGGAGAUCGAAUCCGUCUCAGUCAUAUGACCCUUAGUCGACUGGCUGAUGGUGGGCUAACUCGAGUCCAGGCCAAUGCCACCCGUUCAUGGCUCUCGAAGGGUGAAGAAGAUGUUGUCGUCGAAUUUAUCCUGGACAUGGCUGCACGUGGAUGGCCACUCAGUCAUAGACGUCUCAAGGAGCAUGUCGAUAUGAUUUGCCAUGCCCGCAAACGCAAGAACUUCCCAGUCGAGGGUGUGGGUCAAAACUGGACCACAUGCUUUGUGCAGCGACACUCCGACCGUCUCAAGAUGAAAGACUCUCGCCCUCUUGAGGACAAGCGAGGCCGUGGUGCCAAUCCGACAGCCAACAAGCAGUACUGGGCCCUACUCAACGAGACGAUCAAGAAAUACAACAUCCGGCCUGAGACCACCUUUGGAACUGAUGAGAUCGGCAUACAGAACCGCGGCGAGGAAAGCGAGCACGUCAUUGCUCCAGCCCAUGGAAAGGGGCCACAAUAUCAGCAACGUGGUGGGACUCGCGAAAACACCACCGUUCUGGUCACCAUCUGUGCUGACGGCACAGCUAUUCCUCCUACCGUUAUUUUCAAGGGUGAGGCCCUCCAAGUUGGAUGGGGUGACAAUAACCCUCUAAAUGCGACGCUUGGCUACCAGAAGAAGGGCUGGACGGACGGAGAGAUCGGUGCAGAGUGGAUCAAGAUCUUCAAUAAGGCAACAAAGGACAAAGUCAAGCAAGGAGAGUAUCGCCUUCUCUUGGUCGAUGGCCACAAUUCUCACUAUACUGUCGCCUUCCUGCUUUAUGCACGUGAACACCUUAUCCUCGUCAUUUGCUAUCCUUCUCACACCACCCACAUCUAUCAGGGGCUUGACGUCGUGAUAUUUGCGGUCUUGAAGCGCUGCAUUGGUGAGGAACGGGACGGAUGGCUACAAAAGUAUGGGAUUGCGAUGGAUAAGAAGAAUUUUCUCGAGAUCUACAGCAGGGCACACGUGCGAGCACUCACCGAGGACAACGUCAAGGCAGCAUUUCGCAAGACUGGCAUGUGGCCAUUCAACCCUGAUGUCGUUACUCCUGACAUGCUUGCUCCUAGCAAGGAAACUUCGUCUGAAGCUACCUUGCCGCUCGUAUCAACCGACCCAGCCAUCAACGUUCUUGCGACCAUGUUCCGCAAGCUGGCCGUAUCAUCUGACGUCGAAUCUGGUACAAUCUCCGAGGUGCCUCCAUCUGGAAGUGGCACCAAACAUGCGGCAAUCAACGAAGCGGUUGCUGGUCUAUCACAAACCAAGCUGGCUCACCUCAUUUCAACCACACUCAUCACAUCUGACGACGCCAUGCCCACCACCAUCCCUCACACCAUCCCUACUCAUGUUCCCGCACCACCACCCCUCCUGUCGAUUCAACCACAGACCAAGACAGAAGUUCUCCUGCUGGCAGCCCUCCAUGAAUCUCAUGACACAAACAGCAAGCUUGCAAGCCGGAACAUUGAGCUCCAGGCGAACAAUCUGCUCAACGAAGUGUACUGUGGCAAAGCGAAAUCUCAGCUUCAGCAUCAGGAAGAGAAGAAGAAGGGUGGACGCACUGGAAAGGAGACGCUCAAGGCCGAUGGUCUGGGCCGUCUUCUAACUGGGGACGAGUUUUACGAGGCAUGGCAGGAGCAUGAGAAGCGCAAACGACUUGAGGCGCGGGACAAGGCUGAGAGGAAGGACGCCCAAGCUGCAUAUCAGGCAGCGAAGGCAAAGUGGGACAAGGAGGAAGAGGGGUGGAAGGCGCUCAAGGAACAGGAGGCCGAGAAGCACAAGAAGGCUGUGGCAGCGUGGGAGAAGGCAAAGACAAGAGCAAAUGCAGUCCGGACUGGACGUGCUUCGACAUUCAAAUCCCCAAAGCCCAAGAUGGGAUUUGUUCCCAAGCGUGUCCCCCCACCGAAGUUGAAGGAUUUUUUGGGUGGUUCAGCGGCAGAGUCGAGCGAGGAAGACGAGGAUACUGACGAGGCCGAGUAG